GAGGCUGCGGCGCCGAUUCUCGUCACGCCGGUCGCCUGUGGACGUUGCCCGGCUGGCAGGCCGGCCAUGGCGGCGGCCCCGGAGCAGGAGGACCGCAGACCGAUCCGGAGGGUCCGUUCCAAGAGUGACACACCUUACAUCAAUGAAGCGAGGCUCUCUUUGCACCUGGAGACAGCUGAAGAAGUUGAAAGGCUGGCAGCAAUGCGCUCUGAUUCACUGGUACCUGGCACACACACACCUCCAAUUAGGCGACGAAGUAAAUUUGCCACCCUGGGGCGUCUCUUUAAACCCUGGAAAUGGAGAAAGAAGAAGAGUGAAAAGUUUAAGCAGACCUCUGCUGUGCUGGAGAGAAAAAUGUCUACACGACAGAGCAGAGAGGAGCUUAUCAAGAAAGGAGUGCUGAAGGAAGUUUAUGAGAAAGACUGUUCAUCCUCAUCUGUACGGGAGGAGGAGAAGCUGCAAAAUGGCCGUUCUCCAUUGCACAGAUGCAGCUUGUCACAAUCGGAAGGUACUGAGCCAAUGGAAGGAGCGGCUGCAACUGGAGGUUCACUCGAGUUUGAGAUCGCUGCUGAUAGUACAAGUCAACAGGACCACACCCAAAAAUUAAACCACACUCCCCCCACAAAAAAGCCUCCAGUGUAUCCAGGGGAUGAUACUGAAUCUACACUGCACAGACCUCCUACGUUACACAAGCAACCUCCUGCACUACCACCCAAGCCCUUCACCAGAAUACCAAAUCACAGUACAGGUACAUUCGUCCGUGUGAUAAUAUUCCUAAUUGAGUUUAGUCAUUUAAAAGCUAGUAACUACCUUUGUCAAUUUACAGACGGCACCCCGGUAAAGUUGCCGUGCAUGUCGGUGAAGUUAUCGCCUCCUCUACCUCCAAAGAAGCUCAUGAUCUCCGUACCUGCAGGGAGCAUGGAACCCUUUCCGCCUUUGCUCACCUUCCAGAAGUGCUCCGCACCUCCCAGCCAUGCUCCUGUGGGCGGGCACUCACUGCAGUACGGAACACUUCCUGUUCCUCUUCACCCGUCCAGCCGAAUCAUUGAGGAACUCAACAAGACCCUCGCCCUGACCAUGCAAAGGUUUGAGAGUUCUAUGAUGCGCGCUGUUCCCACGGUGAUGAUGGAAUGUGACGACAAAGAAAAUCUCCCGAACGAGGCUGACUACGAGGAUCUACCUGUUAUGUAUGGCGAUGAUAAUGAAGAUGAAGACGAGGAGGAAUUCGUGGAGGAAGAGGAAGAAGUGGACGAGGAGGAGGAAGAUGAUGAUGAUGAAGAAUUGUUUACAAGCACACUCGCCAUGAAGGUUUUACGGAAGGACUCUUUAGCCAUUAAAAUCAGUAACCGUCCAUCGAAGAGGGAGCUGGAGGAGAAGAACAUUCUGCCACUGCAGUCCAACCAGGAGAGACUCGAGUCCCGACAGCAAACAGCAACCAAACUCACACGACGGUUGAGUCAACGCCCAACCGCUGAGGAACUGGAACAGAGGAAUAUCCUGAAACCUCGAAACGAUCUGGAGGAGCAGGAGGAGAAGAGGGAGAUCAAAAGACAUUUAUCCAAAAAACUCAGCCAGAGGCCCACGGUGGAAGAGCUGAGAGAAGCAAAGAUCCUCAUUCGUUUUAGUGACUACGUGGAAGUUGCCGAGGCUCAGGACUAUGACAGGAGAGCAGAUAAGCCCUGGACAAGACUAACAGCUGCUGAUAAGGCUGCAAUAAGAAAAGAGCUGAAUGAGUUUAAAAGCACAGAAAUGGAUGUGCACGAGUCGAGUCGUCACCUGACCAGGUUUCAUAGGCCAUAAAGGAAUGCUGGCCAGGUUGAUAGUCCCGCACAAACGACCAGUGGUCAGAACGCUCUCUGCUGCAGAACUCUUCUUUUGUGAUCACUUCCCACAGACCACACACCUGGCAACUCUUUCUCUGUGAAUCUCGUUACAGUACAGUUUUUAGACUUACUCAGACUUAAAAAUGAAUUUUGUAUCAACAAACGUGACAUGUUUGUCAAGUCAAAUAUGUGCCAAUUUUGAUGUAUUUGAGGAAGACUGGUCUUAAAAACUAACUAUUACGCAUUUGUAAAUUCUAAUUCAGUCUCAGACUUAUUUGACUGACAUUUUUUUUUUAUUCCUAUUGAAUAACAGAUUUAUGUAUAGCUCCAUUAAUGUCUUAUAUUUUUCAGGUCACAUGGCUCUUUGCAGCUAGCAACAAUUCUAUUCUGAUGUUAAAAUUGCACUAUGUUGAGAAUUGUGACAGGGUACAUUGAUCAUGUUCUAUAUUCAAGCAGAAUGAAACUAUUGAUUAUGUGCAAUGGACUAGGGGUGUUACACACAGACUAGAGUGGACUAUGGUGACCUUUAAUACUGUAUACAAUUGGGGGGGGAAGACAUCUAUUAUAUCUGUAUUUGUGGGAACAUUUUCAUAGCUUCCAGCUGAGUUCAACUUUCACCCAACACUCUGAAAAUCGAACGUCUUCAAAUUCAUCAAUCAACAGCUCAAUACUCUCAGAUUCAUCUUUAUUUGUUUAUGGGAUGCAUUCAGAAGCUUGUACACCUUCCGGAUUCUAGUUCCCUACUUUUAACCAAAGCAACUUGACUGGAGCAGUCGAGUUUGAAUGCAUCCCACAAUGUCUCAUGUUGACAGUUCAGUUACCCUCUGAUUCACUGUGCCUACAGCUGUGUUUACAACACCUUAUUUAUACAUAUUUUAGUUAAUACAGCAUUUGUAUGCACAGGAAAAAAAAAACGUUAAACAUGCCAAUAUGAACACCUUACAAUGAUUUUACACUUACUGAAAAUAUCCGUGCAACACUUUUGUCUUUGUUUUGUCUAACUACAGUAUAUGCCAAACAAAAGCUUAUGCUAUAGCUCUUGGAUUCAUUUAAUAUACCUAUUAAAGAGCACUUCAUAUAACUGGCAGGUAAGACAAUUCAAAAUGAUGUAAUGUAUGUGGUUAUUGCACAGGAAAGUGCCUAAAAAUCAUCACAAUAAAAAGACCAGAGUUGUCUUUCAUUGUUAGCAGUCAGGACAACCUGUGCAAUAUGCCAUUUACCAUCUCCCCAAUUUUAGAAAACUUAAAGGUCUCCCAAUACAGACUUUAACAAGGACAGACACAAUUUGUCAUUUGUGAAUCAAAUUUGACAGAAAUAAGCCUUUGGUUUGCAAGUAUAAAAUCUUACACUAUUUCCUCUACUUCAAUUUGUGGGAAAUAUGAGCAAAAACAGAACUGUUGCAAUUGUAUUUGUGUCGAGCAUAUUGUUUGCAGUGAUAUCUGAAUUUUUGAUCACUUGGACAACUGCUCGGUAUGUUUGUAUGUAAGAGCAUCUGUGUGAUUUUGUGUGUGUGUGUGUGUGUGGGUGCGUGCAUAUGCAAGCUACUUGUUUGCAUGUGCAGAAUUAUAAGACUUGUAAAUAACAAAGAAAGUGACUAUUUGUUAAGCAGAACAACUGCAUGUAUUUAUUGUCUUCUAUGAUGUAUGGCGUUUCUUAAAGAAAGAAAUUGGAUUUUGGCAGCUUCUUUUCUUAAACGCUAAUAUUCUCACCUGCUC
This is a messenger RNA of Phycodurus eques (leafy seadragon), 3538 nucleotides long. It is a transcript of the gene phactr1, whose product is annotated as phosphatase and actin regulator 1. The transcript is spliced from 12 exons. Gene Ontology annotation, molecular function: actin binding. Gene Ontology annotation, biological process: cell motility; stress fiber assembly. Lineage: Eukaryota; Metazoa; Chordata; Actinopteri; Syngnathiformes; Syngnathidae. Bases 67 to 1800 code for a protein of 577 amino acids. The record is from RefSeq and is a predicted model, not a curated record.